AUGCAUGUUCCCAGAUUGACCUUAGCUUCUUCUUCCAUGGCUGCAGAAAUUGGAGCGGUUCUGCCGAAAAUUGCUAGCGCUGUGAUAAAAGGUGUAAAUGCAACAGACUUCAAUAUAUUACAAAACAAUGGAAAGCUAGCCGGACAAGUUGUUUUUCAUCUGCAUUUUCAUAUAAUUCCAAGGUUUGAAAAUGAGGAUCAGACGUCCGGCGAAAGAGUGAAGGGGAGACUGAGAUUUACAAAAGAUGAAAGCGAGAUAAUUGGAAGUAACAUUAAGGCAAAGUCGUUGUCGUACAGCAGUGGCAGCUUCGAUUCUUCGAUUACUGACUCGGGGAAGGCAAGUUCGAUGAUCAACAUUACAUCGAUUUGUUUGUUCCCUAAUUUGGGUUCCAUCUAUCAUAACAAAAUGGAAAUCGACACGCUCUCCAUAAUUCUCAUAGCACUAAUAAUUUUGUUCGUCUUUCUAUCCAUUCGAGAUGCACCAAAUCCCGAUGUGCACCCAUUAUUGCUUACCUUGCAGUCCGAUGCCGCCAAAGUCAGGUAUCCCGGAGAGUCGGCGGUGUAUAGGAGAGGAGGAAGUCAACAUGGGAUGAGCGUACCCGAGAAAGAUGCGAAAACUUUGGCAGCCUUGUUUGCCAGUGGAACGAAGAAGGGAUCGUUGUGUUUGG
Molecule: messenger RNA, 667 nt
Organism: Acaulospora colombiana
Lineage: Eukaryota; Fungi; Glomeromycota; Glomeromycetes; Diversisporales; Acaulosporaceae
Source: the annotation of a GenBank genome assembly